AUGGGAGACGAUGAUACCAACUCACCAAAAUCCUCGACCGCUGAUGUCGACCCACCAAAAACCUCGAACCCCCCAACUCCCUUACACCCUGUGUAUUCCGUCAACAUUCAACAGAAGAUUCGAACUCUUGACGGGGAAAAGGUCUCGUACUCGUCCUGGGUUAACCUCUUUCAUCUCCACGCUACCGCUUACCGUGUCUUCGAUCACAUCGAUGACACCCCCCAACCCACUGACAAUGACCCAUCCCUAGCUUCCUGGAAGGAGAUCGAUGUCGUGGUCCUUCAAUGGAUUUACGGCACGUUAACAGACGAUCUUCUUCUCAAGGUCCUCCAGCCCGGUUCCACGGCUCGUCAGGCUUGGCUCCGGCUCGAAAACCAUUUUCUCAACAAUAAAGACUCCCGGGCUACCACCCUUGAAGAAGAUUUGACCAACCUUACCCUUCAAUGCUGCUCUUCCCUUGAAGCCUACUUUCAGCGAUUGAAGGAGAUAGCUGACCAACUGGCCGCCGUUGACUGCCCUGUGCCUGAAAAACGGCUUGUGUUGAAACUGGUCCGUGGGCUACCCCCGGAAUUUGAUAUGACCGGGGCCCUCAUUGUUCAGCGACUGCCCUCCUGGUCUGAUGCGUGUGAUAUGCUUCUCCGGGAACAAAGCCGUCAACGUGCUCGUGCUGCUGUCUCUCCUCCCGUCGUGGCUGCCGCCGUCGAUUCAGCCCCUCCUGCUCCUCCCCGGUCUGACCCCCGUGACACUCGGGAGCCCCGUGAUCGCGAAAACCGUAACCGCCGGGCGGAUCUUAUCGCUGUGGCCAAACAAGAGGCAGAGGACAAUACUCGUACCAAACCCCCAACCAGCCGGCUCCUUCUUUUCCUCCACCAGGUCCGUUCGGUUUUUAUGGCUCCCCACAGUGGAUGGUGCCACCUUGUCCCUUUCCUACCCAAGGAUCUUGGAUAA
Messenger RNA from Helianthus annuus (common sunflower), 948 nucleotides. RefSeq lists its product as uncharacterized. NCBI's taxonomy places the organism in Eukaryota, Viridiplantae, Streptophyta, Magnoliopsida, Asterales, Asteraceae. The record is from RefSeq and is a predicted model, not a curated record. The coding region runs from base 1 to 948 and encodes 315 amino acids. The transcript has a single exon.